Gorilla gorilla gorilla (western lowland gorilla) is the source of this 5384-nucleotide messenger RNA. It is a transcript of the gene CCDC39, whose product is annotated as coiled-coil domain 39 molecular ruler complex subunit. The record is from RefSeq and is a predicted model, not a curated record. Lineage: Eukaryota; Metazoa; Chordata; Mammalia; Primates; Hominidae. The transcript has 31 exons. Gene Ontology annotation, cellular component: axoneme. The coding region runs from base 1361 to 4483 and encodes 1040 amino acids. Gene Ontology annotation, biological process: cilium-dependent cell motility; epithelial cilium movement involved in determination of left/right asymmetry; inner dynein arm assembly.
GGCCAUAAAAAAGACUUCAGCUGGCAGAGCAACACAAGCGGCUGAGCGGAGAGCAGAGAAGCAGCAAGAGUGUUGAAGAAUGCAGAUAGACGCAGCUAACUUCAGAUGGUGCGGCUUCAGGGAAAGAUGACCCUCUUUCACCGUCUGCUUUCCAGUUCCCAUCCCACCAGGAGCCACCACUCAAUCAAAUCCUCCGCAUACACUACUCUUCAAUCCGUUCGUAUGACCUAAUUCUUCCUGGACGCCGGACAGGCACCCCGGUGCCGAGAGGCCAGGGCUUGGACGCUGCUGUGAGGCCCGCACAGAGCCUAUUCCCGUCAGAGAGGAGUGACCGGCCGGUUCCAGCAUUCAUUCGUUCGCUCCGGUUCCCGCACUCGCACGCUCUGCCGCCAGUAGUGGCAGGAGGCGAGCUGAGUGAAAUGAGCUGCUCCAGUUCCCGCCCACGAAGGGGGUUAAGGUGAAGGGAACAAUCCUGUCUCAUCUGGGGGCCUGUCCAGGAUAUGAAAAACAGGUCUCGCUUUGUCACCCAGGCUGGAGUGCCAUGGAGCAAUCACGGCUCACUGCAACCUUGACCUCUGGGCUCAAGCAAUCCUCCCACUUCAGCCUCGUAAGUAGCUGGUAUGCACCACCACAGCCAGAGUAUCACUCCAUCACCCAGGCUGGAGCACAGUGGUGCAACCUCAGCUCACUGCAAGCUCUGCCUCCUGGGUUCGAGUGAUUCAUGUGCCUCAGCCUCCCAAGUAGCUGGAAUUACAGAGGAAAGACUAGAAGGUUCUGUACCUGUUAACAGUGGCUGAUCCUAGAAGAGUGAAAUUUAGGGUAGUUGGAAAGAACACAGCACAGAAAACUUUAGGAUGAAUUUUCCUAGCAGCCAUUCUGUAUCGUCAAAGAUCUUCUAGAUUUUUACGUUCUCCUUGUCUUUGCUGUGUACCCCUGGGAGAAACAAAGGGUGAGAAGAAACAAGGGAAAGGAGAAACAUUUGUGUUUUCCAAGUUUUCAGUGUUGAUCAGGUAUUUUCCUCCUUUCCUGAAAUAAUGUGUAGUUCUGACCAAGUGAGAAGAAUCAUAAGUUUCUCAAUUUUUUUUUCUUAGAAUAUGGGAUUUUGAAAAACAUGAAAACAUCCUAAGAAAUACCAGGAAGGAGUCCCACAGUGAAGCACAAAUGAAACUCAAGAUGACUGCCUAAAAUAAGGGAAAUCUAUUAAUUGGAAGAUGUCUCAUCAGAGGCACUCUGCUACAGAACUGCCCAAGUGAAGAGUUCAGAGUGCGGUGGGGUGCUAAGGAAAGCUUCUGGAUGCUGCUGCCUGCUGUGCACUGCAGGAGCUGGGAACUGGAGAAGUCACAAGCACUGCAGGAGCCUAAUGCUGGAGAAAAUGCCCGUGAUGCAGGGGCUGGACGCUGGAGAAGCUGUGUGCAACACAGGAGCCAGGGGCUGGAGAAGCUGUGUGUGCAGGAGCCUGCCAGGCAAUCGGAGGAUCAUGUGGUUUACUUCCAGCGAGCUGCCCCGUGGUCCUCCAGCCAGCUCCGGGGGCCACAGUUUUCACACGCUCCGGGAGCGAUCCGAGAGCCGCCUUUUCGUGGAAAGUUACGCUGCCGCCUGGCAACCCCCGGGAACCUCGGGAGGGGCAAGUUGCUGCUCAUCCCUCAGUGCUCAAGUCAUGAGUAGCGAAGUCCUGGCUGAGCUGCACUGGGAGGAUGGGUUCGCCAUCCCGGUGGCGAACGAGGAGAACAAGCUACUGGAAGAUCAGUUGUCAAAGCUGAAGGAUGAAAGAGCAAGCUUGCAAGAUGAGUUACGUGAGUAUGAAGAGCGAAUUAAUUCUAUGACUUCUCACUUCAAAAAUGUUAAGCAAGAGCUCUCAAUUACACAGUCUCUUUGCAAAGCAAGGGAGCGUGAGACUGAAAGUGAAGAACAUUUUAAGGCCAUUGCUCAGAGAGAAUUGGGACGAGUGAAAGAUGAAAUUCAAAGGCUGGAAAAUGAGAUGGCUUCAAUACUGGAAAAGAAAAGUGAUAAAGAAAAUGGCAUAUUUAAAGCCACUCAAAAAUUGGAUGGUUUGAAAUGUCAAAUGAACUGGGACCAGCAAGCAUUGGAGGCCUGGUUAGAAGAAUCAGCUCAUAAAGAUAGUGAUGCUCUCACUCUUCAGAAGUAUGCACAACAAGAUGAUAAUAAAAUUAGGGCACUGACUCUGCAAUUAGAAAGACUAACUUUGGAAUGUAAUCAGAAAAGAAAGAUACUUGACAACGAACUUACAGAGACUAUAAGCGCACAGUUAGAAUUGGAUAAAGCAGCACAAGAUUUUCGUAAGAUUCAUAAUGAAAGACAAGAACUCAUUAAACAAUGGGAGAACACAAUAGAACAGAUGCAGAAGAGGGAUGGAGACAUAGAUAACUGUGCUUUGGAAUUAGCAAGGAUAAAGCAGGAAACGAGAGAAAAAGAAAAUUUGGUUAAAGAAAAGAUCAAGUUUUUGGAAAGUGAGAUUGGGAAUAACACAGAGUUUGAGAAAAGAAUUUCUGUGGCUGAUCGUAAACUUUUAAAAUAUAGAACGGCAUAUCAGGACCAUGAAACUAGUAGAAUUCAGCUGAAGGGUGAGCUGGAUUCUUUAAAAGCCACUGUGAAUAGAACUUCCAGUGAUUUAGAAGCUCUGAGGAAAAAUAUUUCCAAGAUAAAGAAGGACAUUCAUGAAGAAACAGCAAGGUUACAAAAAACUAAAAAUCAUAAUGAGAUAAUACAAACAAAAUUAAAGGAGAUAACUGAGAAAACCAUGUCUGUAGAAGAGAAAGCUACUAAUUUGGAAGAUAUGCUAAAGGAGGAGGAAAAAGAUGUGAAGGAAGUAGAUGUUCAACUGAACCUCAUAAAAGGUGUGCUGUUUAAGAAAGCUCAGGAGUUACAGACUGAGACAAUGAAAGAAAAAGCUGUUUUAUCAGAAAUUGAAGGAACUCGUUCCUCUCUGAAACAUCUCAACCAUCAGUUACAAAAACUGGAUUUUGAAACCUUGAAGCAGCAAGAAAUUAUGUACAGUCAGGAUUUUCACAUUCAACAAGUGGAACGGAGAAUGUCACGGUUAAAGGGAGAAAUUAAUUCAGAAGAAAAACAAGCGCUUGAAGCAAAAAUUGUUGAACUUAAGAAGUCUUUGGAAGAGAAAAAAUCUACAUGUGGCCUUUUGGAAACACAGAUCAAGAAGCUUCAUAAUGAUCUUUAUUUUAUCAAGAAGGCACAUAGUAAAAACAGUGAUGAAAAACAGUCCCUUAUGACCAAAAUAAAUGAACUAAACCUUUUCAUCGACAGAUCAGAGAAAGAACUUGAUAGAGCCAAAGGUUUUAAGCAGGAUUUGAUGAUAGAGGACAAUCUUUUAAAACUUGAAGUUAAGCGUACUCGAGAAAUGCUUCACAGUAAGGCAGAAGAAGUUCUUUCCCUAGAAAAAAGAAAACAGCAAUUAUACACAGCAAUGGAAGAGCGAACUGAAGAAAUCAAGGUUCAUAAAACAAUGCUUGCGUCACAAAUAAGAUAUGUUGAUCAAGAACGGGAAAACAUAAGCACUGAGUUUCGCGAGCGGCUAAGUAAAAUUGAGAAGCUGAAGAAUAGAUAUGAAAUUCUGACUGUUGUUAUGCUGCCUCCCGAAGGAGAAGAGGAGAAAACACAGGCCUAUUAUGUAAUAAAGGCUGCUCAAGAAAAAGAAGAACUUCAAAGGGAAGGUGACUGUUUGGAUGCCAAGAUCAACAAAGCUGAAAAAGAAAUCUACGCUCUAGAAAAUACCCUUCAAGUGCUGAACAGCUGUAACAACAAUUAUAAGCAAUCUUUUAAAAAAGUGACUCCAUCUAGUGAUGAGUAUGAGCUAAAAAUUCAACUAGAAGAAGAAAAAAGAGCUGUUGAUGAAAAAUACAGAUACAAACAAAGACAAAUCAGAGAACUUCAAGAAGACAUCCAGAGCAUGGAAAAUACAUUAGAUGUUAUAGAACAUUUAGCAAAUAAUGUUAAAGAAAAGUUGUCAGAGAAGCAGGCUUAUUCAUUUCAACUAAGUAAAGAAACGGAGGAGCAGAAGCCAAAAUUAGAAAGAGUGACCAAACAGUGUGCAAAACUCACAAAGGAAAUCCGUCUUUUGAAAGACACAAAAGAUGAAACAAUGGAAGAACAAGACAUCAAACUUCGUGAAAUGAAACAGUUUCACAAAGUUAUUGAUGAAAUGUUAGUUGAUAUCAUAGAAGAAAAUACUGAGAUCCGUAUUAUCCUUCAAACAUACUUUCAACAGAGUGGGUUAGAACUACCUACAGCUAGCACAAAAGGCAGUCGUCAGAGCUCUAGAUCUCCUUCACAUACUUCACUAUCAGCAAGGUCAUCUAGGAGUACAAGUACAUCUACUUCUCAGUCUUCAAUUAAAGUACUGGAGCUUAAAUUCCCGGCCUCCUCUUCACUAGUAGGCAGCGCUUCUAGGCCAUCUAGUGCUAGUAGUAGCUCUAGUAAUGUUAAGAGCAAAAAGAGCAGCAAAUAAACAUUUUAAUCUCUUCUGAAAAAGUUGUAAACACAAAAACAAAAAUAUACUUUAAAAUACAAAACGCCCCAACACAUUUUAUCUAGUGGAAAGUGUAAAAACUUAGUGGUAAGUGUAAAAACUGACAGUUUUUUAAAAAAAGGAACGUUCUCAUUUUCUCUACUGUUUUCUUCAUACUGAAGAAAAACAUUAAUAGCAGAUUCUUGACAAGGCUACAUGUUAUACAAGCAUAGGAAAAAUGCUGUAUUUCACUGUAAUUUUGAUGUUCGUAGUGUUAGAAAAUAGUUUGCUUCAUUAUUUCACGAAACUACACUCACUUCUAAUGUAACAAUCUUUCAAGAAGAAAUUUCUAAAGAUUUACUGUACUAUUAUGAGCGUAUUGCAAUGUGAAAAUCUCAUUUACCCUACAAGACACCAAAAUUAGGUUUUCUUUAUUCAAAGUAACUAUUUCUCAGACUUUUGGGGAGAAAAAUUGUUAAAGGCAGUUUCUUCUUUUGCUAUAAUUUUUAACCAAAAAAUAGCAUCAACCCCUACCCAACCCCCCAAAAAAAAACCUGUAAGAGAAACACUGUAUAUCAAUUUUAAAAUGCAGCUUAAAUUUAUAAAAAUCACUUCUGACCUUGAAAUAAAUCAAACGCAUUAAAGAUUUGCUUUCAGAUACAGCCAACCAAGUAUAAACAAUUUUGAAAUUUUCUUGAUUUAAUAAACAAUUUAAUGAAAGCUAGGUAUGACUUGAUUUGCAAUAGAAAUUUCAUUUACAGUUGGAGGUAGACUGCCAAAUGUAGUAGUUUUUCCACUUAAAACACUUCAUUAUAACAUGUGCCCAACACUUUGUACUCUUGGAAUAGAAUGUGGAAUAUUAUAAAACUGGAUUUUAAAUAAAUGUAUUAGAAUUCAUGAA